AGACCAACGUCUAAAACUGCUGUACAGAUCUGCUACAAGUCUUGGAGGACCUUCUAGGCGUUCCCUGUGUAGCGUGGGAGCAUACCCUCUUGUCGGCUGAUAAUUCUCGUUGACACUUCGUCGGAGAAAAUGGCGGCUGGAGUGAGACAGGAGCUUGCACAACUUAUGAAUUCAAGCGGAUCUCACAAAGAUCUCGCUGGAAAAUAUCGACAGAUUCUGGAGAAGGCCAUCCAAUUCACAGAUGCAGAACAAUUGGAAUCAUUAAAAGCAUUCGUCGAAGCAAUGGUCAAUGAGAACGUCAGCUUAGUGAUUUCUAGACAGCUGCUGACAGACUUCUGCACAAACAUACCCAGUCUUCCUGACAGCACAGCCAAGUCAGUUUACCACUUUACACUAGAGAAGAUACAGCCCAGGGUCAUCUCAUUUGAAGAACAGGUGGCCUCCAUCAGACAGCACUUAUCCACCAUCUAUGAGAAGGAGGAGGACUGGAGAAACGCUGCUCAGGUUCUAGUGGGCAUUCCUCUGGAGACAGGACAGAAGCAGUACAAUGUAGACUAUAAGUUGGACACGUACCUGAAGAUCGCCCGUCUGUACCUGGAGGAUGAUGACCCUGUCCAGGCCGAGGCCUACAUCAACAGAGCCUCUCUGCUACAGAACGAGUCCACCAACGAACAGCUACAGGUCCACUACAAAGUGUGCUACGCCAGAGUGUUGGACUACAGGAGGAAGUUUAUCGAGGCUGCACAGCGGUACAACGAGCUCUCUUACAAGUCCAUCGUCCACGAGACAGAGCGUCUAGAGGCCCUGAAACACGCUCUUCAUUGCACCAUCCUGGCAUCAGCAGGCCAGCAGCGCUCCCGUAUGUUAGCCACCCUGUUUAAAGACGAGCGCUGUCAGCAGCUGGCGGCCUACGGCAUCCUAGAGAAGAUGUACCUGGACCGCAUUAUCAGGGGGAACCAGCUGCAGGAGUUUGCUGCCAUGCUUAUGCCCCACCAGAAAGCCACCACUGGGGAUGGCUCCAGCAUAUUGGACAGAGCUGUUAUUGAACACAACCUGCUGUCUGCUAGCAAACUUUACAACAACAUCACGUUUGAAGAGCUAGGGGCGCUUCUGGAGAUCCCUCCCGCUAAGGACGAUUAUCUCCAUGGUGAGGUCCCUGGUUACAGAUGCAGUCUGGCUGAGAAGAUCGCCUCCCAGAUGAUAACAGAGGGACGCAUGAACGGCUUUAUUGACCAGAUAGACGGAAUCGUCCACUUUGAGACACGGGAGCCCCUGCCCACCUGGGACAAGCAGAUCCAGUCUCUAUGUUUUCAGGUGAACAACCUGCUGGAAAAGAUCACUGCUGCUGCUCCUGAGUGGACAGCCCAGGCCAUGGAGGCUCAGAUGGCCCAGUAGACUGACUGACACCC
Messenger RNA from Salvelinus fontinalis (brook trout), 1409 nucleotides. Its product is annotated as COP9 signalosome complex subunit 4-like. Gene Ontology annotation, cellular component: cytosol; COP9 signalosome. The record is from RefSeq and is a predicted model, not a curated record. The transcript is spliced from 10 exons. Lineage: Eukaryota; Metazoa; Chordata; Actinopteri; Salmoniformes; Salmonidae. The coding region runs from base 130 to 1395 and encodes 421 amino acids.